Molecule: messenger RNA, 5855 nt
Organism: Dunckerocampus dactyliophorus (ringed pipefish)
Lineage: Eukaryota; Metazoa; Chordata; Actinopteri; Syngnathiformes; Syngnathidae
Product: GDNF family receptor alpha-4-like
Exons: 9
Coding region: 768-2072 (434 amino acids)
Biological process (GO): nervous system development
Cellular component (GO): signaling receptor complex; external side of plasma membrane
Molecular function (GO): signaling receptor activity
Source: RefSeq, a predicted model, not a curated record
GUGCUUUACUUGAUACAAAGUCUGGAUUGGCAGACUUACAUUGCACAGAACUGUGCUCUACCGCAUUUAGCAAAACGACACUCGCUAGCAAGCUAAAUAACUAGGUCGGAAGCCUUUUUUUUUACCUGAAGCAGAAGCUUCACUCUCUCGAUGGGUGCGACGGCUGUUUUGGAAAUAGCGGCGGAGAUGCCACCCGCCAAGAAGUCCUUGGCGAAGGAGAUAGCUUGCUCACUCAUGGUGCGAUCUUCUUGAUGUGCCUUUCAGAUAAUCAGUAUAAUUUGGUUUUCCCCGUUGCCCUUUACGGCUGAUGGCCUGCACCGACGAAAUGGCCGAUUGGUAAGCCGCGUUGCGGAUUUAUUUAGGCGAAAACUCGCGAUACAAGGCGAGAAAUGCGUUGACGUCACAUACACUAGUGAUUACGUAAGAUGACCGGGAAGCGAUGACGACAGCGAGUAGGUGCUCCAACUUCGACUGUAAAACGUAAUGAUUAAGUAUGUGGAGUACUUUUAUUCGACACGGUAGUUUGUUAGUUAAACUCAAACUUGCAAUGCAGUUGACUAUACUGUAUCGUCCUCUAUUACAUAUUAACUACACUCGCGUGACACAUUUGGUACACUAGAUUUCUAAUACAAGAAAAAGAGAGCUAAUAGGAGAAUUAAAAAUAAGAUUUUUUUUUAAAUACAAAAAAAACAACAAGAAUUCUGCCAAGUGCAGGUUUCGCCAAGAUCGACUGAAGAGCACAUCUUUCCAGAAAGCAUGUAGGUAGCAUGCCGGUGUCGGCCUCCUUAGACUGCCUGGUGGCAGAGCAGGGCUGUAUCCAGGAGCAGUCCUGCAUGGUCCCGUACCGCCUGCUGGAGUACUGUGCGGCAGAGGAGGCGGUUUCGCCCCUCGGCCCGGACGCCCGCACAGAGUGCCUGGAGGCUCAGAACUCCUUGCAGCACCAUCGCCCCCUUCAAGUGUGCAAAUGUCAGCGUGGCUCACGUAGGGAGGAACACUGCCUCAGGGUCUACUGGACGGUGAGGUUUGGAGCAUAUGAUGAGUAUGAAGUAUCUCCAUAUGAAGAACUGGAGUUGAAUCUGGUGCGAAAUAUUGAGAUGUCACACAUGGCCUCCAUCAUGGCAGCUUCCUCAGUGUCUGUGGAUGGACACAAUCAGUGUCUGAAGGCUGCCCAGGACUGCGGCCUUUAUGAAAAAUGCGGCUCCCUGCGCUCUGAGUACGUGGUGGCGUGCACCAAGCGAGCGGCCGCCUCCGACAACGGCUGCAACCGUCAGAAAUGCCACAGAGCCCUGCGGCGCUUCCUGGAGCGCGUCCCCGAGGAGUACAGCUUUGCGUUGUUAUUCUGUCCCUGCUCCGACACCCUAUGUGGAGAACGCCGCAGGAAAACCAUCGUCCCAUCUUGUUCCUACGAGGAGAAUGCCAAGGGGGAGGACCGAGUGGGCAAGCCCAACUGCCUCAGCCUGCAGAACUACUGCUCCAGAGACGAGCUGUGUCGAUCCCGCUUUGCCGACUUCCAGCACAACUGUCAGCCAGCUCCUCUGUCUGCUUCUGGCUGCAUGCGCGAGAGCAGAGCCAUGUGCCUCAAGGCCUACGCUGGACUCAUAGGCACCAUCAUGACUCCCAACUAUGUGAGCAACAGCAGCACAGAGGUGUCCCAGUGGUGCACGUGUGAUGGCAGCGGCAAUGAAUGGCAGGGCUGUCAGCGCAUCCUGCACAUGUUCAAAAACAACAUUUGUCUGCGUGCUGCCAUCAGCUCCAUGGGAAUCUCCGUGCCACCCCCUGCUGAGAGCACUGCCGUUCCAGCUCCCGAGCCGUCGCCGAGAGUCCACCAGGAGAUGGGCCAUGGCGUCAACACUCUCCCGGAAUUCACCAGGAUAGAGACCAGCGAGGAAGUGGCGCAGGAGGAGGUUAAGAGCGAAGAAUUCAACAUCAUCCCACCGUAUUUAGAGAAAGACUCCAACAUUGAGUCAAGGGCCACAGAGAGGCAGCGAGGAGCCGCCAGCAGAGCGGCGCCAUUGUUCCCACUAUUGCUGCUGUCUACACUCAUCCUGGACUUGGACUGUUGGAGCUACUAAAAAAAACCCUCCACCUUCUGCUCACGUUCUCUCAUUUCCACAUUCAAAUCCAUGGCAACCCUGCCAGGAAGAAAUGCAAAGGCUUUUGUUGAGAAGACUCCUUAAGAGUUAAAAGAUACCAUUCGUGCAGCAGUAUUAGUGUCUUAGAGCAGAUAGAGGAGUGCAUGACUGAACUGAGAAGUGCUGUUGGGGCAAGCAGUCCAUCCAGAGCUUGCUUCACACUCUAAAGUACAUCCUCUCUUUUUAACAAGAAGCACAUUGCCAAAGGCCACACUCACUGUACGUGAUCUCCCUCAAAAAAAAAAAAAAAAAGCUUCGGUCCAGUGCAACCAAGCCACAGUACGCCUUCUGAUUUCUUUUUCAUGACUCAUUCGUUACUCACUUGCCCCUUUGGCUUUCCCUCUCCUUCCGUCACCCUGUGCUCCACAAAGGUACUUCACCCAAUGAGUUAAUCACAGAUAGGAACUCUUAAAUCACAACUCCUCAAUCUACUCAACAUCGUUUCAAGAACGCAGGAUAGCGAUGUCUCACUCUGUCCAAUGAAAGACAUCAUCAUUGCUCUGUAAGUCCAGUGCUUUCUUAGUGGGAAUGGUUUUAGUUUUUGGUAGGGAUGCUCAAUAUUGGCUUUCUUACUGAUAUCCGAUAUAGUCCAGCACUUCAUUACCGAUAUGCAUUUCACAAAUAAACACUGUUACAAUAAGACAACGCUAUACCAAUACACAAUACUGCAUUGGUAGCAGGAUCACUAUAGCAACAACACAUCAUCAGUUAUUACCCAUUAGUGGGUGAACAAUCCAACGCUCCAUUGUAGCAAUAUUGUAGAAAAAGUGCCACAACUCUGCAGAGAUCCUUCCUGAGGUGUGAUAUUAGAUUACAAAUAUUGAAGGAAGACAUCUUGCUUCCCCCUCACAUAACCGGCGCUUUAUGUCAUCUUCCAUGAUAGGUUGGACUUUAGUUUUGGAUUUCCUUAGUUUUGUGCGCUGAUUUUGGUUUUCUCUUUCUCGUUUGGUGCGAUGUGCAGCUGCUUAGCUGUCGCUGCAAAGCGCGUGCAGCAGUGCCUGUUUCUCAUCAGGAGUCAGCGCUCCUACUUGGGCAGCGCCGCAUUACCCGCAAUGCAAAUUGUACAUUUGCCAUCCAAAGGCGGGACUUGGAAAUAAUUUCACAGCGCGGACAUACGGAGUUUGAUGAGGUCUCACUCGCACAACGAUAUCAUUAUCAGCAGAAAAAACGAUACCAAUAUGAUGCCAUAUAUCUCAUUUUUACGCCGAUAUUGCUAGUUUUGGGGUAGGUUUUGCUUUUGUGUGCUUUUACCUUUAACUUUUUUAGUCCUGGAAGAGGUACACCUUGGAUUCACCCCCAGAAAUUCAAAUCAAAUUGUUCCAGGCAGGUGUAAGACCUCAUUUUUCGAAUGAAUUUUCCCAUAAUGACGAAUAAAAAUGGAGAUGUAGGUGUCAAACAGAUCACAAAACCUUUAAACACUGUACAGGUCACAUGUUUGGUAACAUUUCAACACGGUUUAUCGUCACUGGGGCACUUCUAUCGUACCGUGCUUCAGCGCAGUCACCCCUCCCCUUGCUGGCCUGCAUUCAUACUGUGCUGCUCUCACCCAUGCUUCAGGACGUUUAUGCAAACAAUCCCUUCAUAAUACAACACUGCAUUACUGCCAGUGCCGUCCCUGGCCACAUUAGGCUCCGAGCAGACUUUCACUUGCACCCCCACCCCCCAAUUCAAAAUGACUGUAUGACCAAAUGGCAAAACAAGAGGAGAGUGACUGUGGGUGUUUACUUGUUGGUCAAUGUGGACAUUGGACUUUAACUGCCAAAGCUAAGUAAAAACACAGACGUAGUUUUUCAGCAUUUUCUCAUUUUAAAUUUUCAGGGUCCCUUGAACUUGCCCUAACUGGGAUUAUUCGUCUCUUUUUCUUCUCUCCCGCCUCGGGCUGGCUUGGUGCGCCACGCACGCCUCACGGCAGCGACACGCACGUUUUGCACAUUUGCAGACAAUGCGCCCCUUGCGCAAAAUGUGCCCCUCACCCGCACCCCGCCCAUGGAUUGUGGGGCCCUACGCACAGCGCCCGUUCUGCGUUUAGGGAGGGACGGCCCUGAUUACUGCAACUGUUUCGAGUGGUUGUUUGGUUUGUCACUCGGCUGCUUUUGUUCCCUUGACGCUUCACUGUUAAUAGCUUGGGAACAUACUUGUAUUUUCUCCAGCCCUGGAAAAGAUACAAACAGUUCCACCGGUGUCUAAUAAUUAGCCCUGUGGGGUACAUUAGAGUAGAUUAAGGGUCAGAAGCAGCCUCCCGCUGUCACCCUAUUUUUUACCGUGCUGAAGACAACACAUUAAGUGCUCCCUGCGAGCGUUGGAAAAUGAAAUCGAGAUCAGAGUCGGUACCACGCGGCGGCUUUAAUGCACAAGAGAUAUUACGUCUUUACAACCUUUGGCUCCUCUCGCAGUGAGCACCUCCAGUCACUUAGUAUUAUUCCGAGCGGGAUGAAUAAUGAGGGAGGGCAACGGCAAUGAGAUCAACCUCUGUGCUAGAAAUAAGGAGGGAAGAAAAGCGACUUAAAGCAAUUACAGCACAAUUCGAAUAAGUCAACACGCAGGGAAGAGUGUGGAGGAUGGCUCGGGGGAGGAAAUAGCCAAUUUACUGCCGUCAUAGAUUCUCAAUUUUUUUUUCUUUUUUGUAUCCUUAGGAAAUGUGUUUUAGUGGCGCUAAAAUCCCCAUGUAGUGCAGAUGUUGCCAGAUGAAGAUAUGGAGAUAGGUGCGGACACUGGAGGCUGGAAAGGCUGCUCCGCUCGUUGAGCAGCACAUUGAGCCAUUCUCUCUGCCUGGAAUAACUUUUGCUGAUGUUAAUGAUUUUUCUCCUAUGGCUCAUUUUCUUGGCAAAUGACACUGUCGCAGGCUUGUAGGUAAAGACGGGCGUAUCAUUUCUUUGUUCUGAUUAUUUUGAGCAAAACAAACUUGCUGAUGAGUUUGCAGCGUGGGAAAAAACAUAAAACGGCGGAGCCAUACAUGAUUAUUAUACUUGUAGUUCUAUUGGAGUGAUUUCACAGAGCACUUAAAUAGGUCGGACCUUUUCCAAAGAUGUAUCGUAAAAUACAGGUACAAAAAAGGAGUUGCUAGUUGCAAAUGUCACAGGAGCACCGCUAUACAUGAUCAUUUACUGUAAAUAUGGUAGUACCGUACGUAACCACUCGAAGAGGCAGACUUCUUUCCAUUGGCUUUCAAGGGUGACAUUGGCGGGGCCAUUUUGCAUUUAGACCAUUGCUUGGUUGCAAUUAUUAGGCUAAAGGGAGCUAAAAAUAUGUAAAAGUGAAAUAUAUAAACCGUAAGAAUAAAACAAGCACUUGCCAUUUCAGUGUUGUAGCAUUAAUGCUGCUAAUUUGCCAUCCUGUGUGCACUGGCCUUAAUGCCUUUUUAUGUAUCUUCACAUUUCAAAAUGUGUGUUUAUAUUUGUAAACUAUGUAAAAAAAAAAAAAACAUUCAGUAUAGCUUGCAUUUUUGAUGUGUUGAGUUUUAAGAAGAUCACCCACGUAUUCUUUUGAAAUUGUAUCUCGAAGAGCCUCCUGAGGAAUGAUGUACAGAAUGUGUUUCACGUGUUUAAAGAAAGAAACCAUAUCAUUCACAACAAAUAACGUGACCAUAAUGUGUUAAAAACAAGGGAAAAAUGUGUAAUUUUUGUGACAUAGCAAAAUCGUGUGCCACUUUGUUAAAAGACAAAUAAAAAGCCACAUUGGCAGUUUUCAUGUCCAAUAGCAAACAAUUGGACUGAAAAGGAAUUA